UCUGUCUAUGAUGGCGAAGAGCAUGGUCGUUUCAUGGAAAAGCUGGAAGCCCGAAUUCGAAACCAUGACCGAGAGAUUGAGAAAAUGUGCAACUUCCAUUACCAGGGCUUUGUAGAUUCUAUCACGGAGCUCCUGAAAGUUAGGGGAGAAGCCCAGAAGCUUAAGCAUCAAGUGACAGACACGAAUAGAAAACUGCAGAGUGAAGGGAAGGAAUUGGUAGUAGCAAUGGAAGAGCUGAAACAAUGUCGACUACAACAGAGAAAUAUUUCUGCUACCGUCGAUAAACUAACACUAUGUCUUCCUGUUCUGGAGAUGUACAGCAAACUGAGAGAGCAAAUGACAUCUAAAAGACAUUACCCUGCGUUGAAGACAUUAGAGCACCUUGAGCAUACGUACUUGCCACAGGUGAGCCACUACCGCUUCUGCAAGAUCAUGGUGGAUAAUAUCCCUAAACUGCGUGAAGAGAUAAAAGACGUUUCCAUGUCAGACCUCAAAGACUUCCUGGAGAGCAUUCGUAAGCACUCUGACAAGAUUGGAGAGACGGCAAUGAAACAGGCCCAGCAGCAAAGAAACCUGGAUAAUAUUGUAUCUCAGCAUCCCAGGAUAGGUGGUGGAAAGAAAUAUAAGAAAGAUGUCUGUGCAAGCUCAGAUCUGGAGGUGAAAAACACUAGCCCCAUGUCUGAACAGGAUUCGGGGAUCCUGGAUGUUGAAGAUGAGGAUGACGAUGAAGAGGUGCCUGGUGCCCAGGAUUUGGUGGAUUUCUCGCCCGUGUACCGAUGCUUGCACAUCUAUUCUGUACUGGGUGCCAGAGAAACCUUUGAGAACUACUACAGGAAACAGAGAAGAAAACAGGCUAGACUGGUGCUUCAGCCCCCCUCAAAUAUGCACGAAACUUUAGACGGCUACAGGAAGUAUUUUAAUCAAAUUGUAGGCUUUUUUGUAGUUGAAGAUCACAUCUUACAUACAUCCCAGGGCUUGGUCAAUAGAGCCUAUAUCGAUGAACUGUGGGAAAUGGCUCUGUCAAAAACUAUUGCUGCGCUAAGAACACAUUCAUCUUACUGUUCUGACCCGAAUCUGGUAUUAGACUUGAAGAACCUCAUAGUUCUGUUUGCAGAUACACUCCAGGGGUAUGGCUUCCCUGUAAACCAGCUGUUUGAUAUGCUACUGGAAAUCAGAGACCAAUAUAGUGACACUCUGCUAAAGAAAUGGUCAGGAGUUUUCAGAAAUAUACUUGAUUCAGAUAAUUACAGUCCUAUACCCGUAGCUAAUGAAGAACUUUAUAAGAAGAUAAUAGGACAGUUCCCAUUCCAGGAUCCGGAGCUGGAAAAGCAACCGUUUCCAAAGAAGUUCCCCUUUUCUGAGUUUGUGCCUAAAGUUUACAAUCAGAUUAAAGAAUUCAUCUAUGCCUGUCUAAAGUUCUCAGAAGAUCUUCACCUGAGCUCCACGGAGGUUGACGACAUGAUUCGAAAAUCAACCAACUUGCUGCUGACUCGAAUGCUGAGCAAUUGUUUGCAGACUGUUAUUAAGAGGAGAAACACAGGGCUGACAGAGCUUGUGCAGAUUAUUAUAAAUACGACCCAUUUGGAGAAAUCCUGCAAGUUCCUAGAAGAAUUCAUAACCAAUAUCACCAACGUACUCCCGGAGACUGUCCAUACUACCAAACUCUAUGGCACUACCACCUUCAAGGAUGCCCGCCAUGCUGCAGAGGAAGAGAUUUACACUAAUCUGAACCAGAAGAUAGACCAGUUUUUGCAGCUGGCAGAUUACGACUGGAUGGCCGCUGAACCGGGCAGCAAAGCCAGCGAUUACCUGGUAGAUCUCAUUGCUUUCCUGCGCAGCACCUUUGCGGUGUUCACACACCUACCUGGGGAUGUAGAUGUCCAUUCUACAAUGUCGGGUAAGGUGGCUCAGACUGCAUGUAUGUCUGCAUGCAAACACUUAUCCACUUCACUGAUGCAGCUGCUGCUAGAAGCUGAAGUGAGGCAGCUUACAUUGGGGGCCUUACAGCAGUUCAACCUGGAUGUAGAGGAGUGCGAACAGUUUGCCAGAUCCGGGCCAGUGCCUGGGUUCCAAGGGGACACACUGCAGUUGGCCUUCAUCGACUUGAGACAACUUCUAGAUCUGUUCAUCCAGUGGGACUGGUCGACGUAUUUGGCUGACUACGGGCAACCCACAUGCAAAUAUCUUCGUGUGAACCCAACGACAGCCCUUAUCCUGCUGGAAAAGAUAUCGCGAGUGAUGAAAGACACCAGCCGUAAGAACAAUGUCUUUGCGCAGUUCCGGAAGAAUGAGAGGGACAAGCAGAAGCUGAUAGACACUGUGGCUAAACAGCUCCGAAGUCUGAUCAACAGCCACCAUUUGUGAGGGUAGUCAGCUGCUUGGGAUGGGAUUUUGGGAUUUCAGGACAGUGCUAAUCUCUGCACUACAGCCUCCAUGCGCCUGGAGUUGGGAUUCCUGUUUAAAGAGAAUAUAUGUAUUUUUUUAUUCACGUGUAUAGUAUUCAUGGAACUGACCCUUAUGAAAAAAUGUUGCUAGGUGAAUAAUCAAAUGGUGAUAUCGCGGCAUUGUUUGUACUGCUGCCGUGAAGGGUGGGGUCGUGGUUUCCCACUAUAAGCUCCUAUUUUCAGGGGUUUAUAACUUGACCGUAAAGGCUGAAACUUGAGAUAAAAGUUCAUGCCCAGAUGAUUUUUUGUAAUCAAAUUCAGAGAAUCCAUUUGACCUUUCUUUUGUUAAGUUAUUCAAGUGCAGAAAAAAAAUGUAGGGAGCAUUGUGGUUUCCGAUGCUUUUCCUCCAUUCCUGUAGCUCGGCUACGCCUUUGCAAAUGGAAAGAGUAUGGCUUGUGAGCUCGUAAUGCUGAUGAGUGUAUUGGGUAUAUUUAGGAAGGGAGGGCAAACAAAUGCAAAACCAUUCACUUUGUUUUGUUGAUGUGCAUGCUAACUUCAUCCUUAGUCUGCCGACUCCUGGCAGGAGAAGUACACUAAACAGAUCCAUCAGGUCUGUAACUGGACCUGCGGAGCAGGGCUGGAUGCUGUAAUCUGGAAUAACUCUUUAGGAGCUGCUGUUGUCUUUUGCAAAGACACUACCUGAAAGAGCUUGAGAGCUACAUCGUCAUCAAAUGGGAUUGGAGAGGGCCACGGAAUAAUUCUGCUCCAAUGGCCUGACCUUGUGGUGCCAAGUUUGCACUGGGCUGUUGCUUCGUUGUGAUUCAGCUUAGUCCUGUGAUGCUAACGUUGCAGGGAAGAAAAUCAACGCUCUGCAAACAGCGUGAGGACAUCAUGCCACAAUUUUGCCUUUCUCUGCAACUCUGUUCGACGCUGUCUCCUGUCAUCCCCCUUCCUGAAUGUUCGGAGGGACGUCCCAGUGACUCUAGUUAGGUUGUGGGGAGCACUGAGCAAACAGACUUUUGCAGUACGCAGGGCACUGCUGUUACUAGCAUAACUCUGGUGGAGAUUUGAACAGACUCCUGGGCACUCCCGAGUCACAUGGGACUCUAAGAGCACUCCGCUGAAUAUUCAAGCUCAAAUAUCCACUUGGUAAAAAGUGCCUACGGGCAAAAUUCUCCUCUCUUGUCUGUAGCAAGUAUCUGUUCCAUAUUCCUCCCUCCUCCUCUGCAUAAGACUCCCAUUGAAGCCAACUGGAGUGCUUAUGUACAAAAUGUAUGCUGGCAGAGAAAUUCACUCUGCCUGAUAGAGGAGACUUUUGCCCUUACCUUGUAUUUACCUACUAGAUUGUAACUACUCUGGGGGGACACACAUCUAGUGGGUCCCUCUUUAAUAUCAAAUCCCGAUACAAAAAUAUUCUAGUGAUAGAGUCCCUUUUCUGUAGGACCAGUCAUGCCAAGCUCCAUAUUUGCCUAAAACUAAUAACAUUACAGGGAGCCAUUAAGAUCUUUAAUGUAUACAUAACCACAUCAGUACUGCUGCUUCAACACCUGCCAUAAACUUAGUAUAGGAUUUUUUUUUACAUCGGUUUAAAUUAGUUGGGUUGUUUUUAUUCACACUGCAAUUAUUUUUUAAGAAGCCAAUGCACCUUUUCUAGCCUUCGGAGAGAGAUUUAGUUUUAACCUCUUUCUCCUUAAGUCUUCAUAUCAUGCAGGUGACGGAACUUGUUUAAAUACGAUGCACAAUGCAAAUUGUCUGUAAUGCGCAAGGUGACGGCUGGCUCUCCAGGCCGCAUUCAGUCCCUCUUCCUUUCGACCACGCGUGCUGAUCCUGCAUUUUCUGGCAACGGUGCUGGUGCCACUGUCCAACACAUGUUUAAGCACAGGGUGGACCAGGAGGUUAUUUUUUAUUUGUCUUUCCUAAUGGUGAUUUUUUCCAAUGUUCCUUAGCCAUGUGUUUUUUAAAAGGGUACGUAUUACUUGGCCUGAAUGUCAAUAGCCAUGUUUGUAAGCAGCGAACUUCUGCUACUGGCUACAUCCAAGUGAUGGGAUAAGUAUGAGGGGUCUUUUUUAUACUUGGGAGGGCUGUAUAUUGGCAUUUCCCUUGUGUUUCCUUUUUGAAUAUAGCUUAAAAAUGCCUCCAAAGCACAGGUUCUGAAGGAUGGUGAGAGCGACGUGGGUGAAUUGGAAAUUGGCCUGGGUGGAAAGGGACCUGCGGCAGCAAGCUGGAGGGAUCUGCAAGCCAAAGAACUGUUCUACGAGCAGACGCUUUCCUCAACAUGGGGGGCACAGAUGUGAACGGGACUGGUUGAAAACAGCUGAGAGUCUGAGUGUCCUGAACCCACCCCACCUGCAAAGUCUUGUGAGUCCUUGGCUGCAGCAGCUAGAUGGACGGUGCUGUCUCCAGGGGACAGUCUGCAGCAUCUCUGGUUUCAGGGCGCUGCUCAAUGCAAGAGGAGAAUUCACAAGCUUGUGGGACAAGACGACCGACAGUGAAAACUCCUCUUAGCUACUGAAAAAGGGAAAAGCAGCUCUGCUUUGAAAAUCCAGUGUAAGGGCCAGAAAGCCUGGUUUCUUAGCAAACACAAGAAGUGUCGCCAGUCACAGUUCCCAGUACUCUUGCAAAACUCUGUCCCAUCAGUAUCAAACACCAGGGGACAAAGAUGCGAUUUACUCCUCCCACAAAUGGAAAAGGCAGGUUUUUCCCUUCUGUGGGGCUGUCGCAUCCUGCAGGGCCGUGAAGAGGGACACUGCUCGGACGCAGGAGGGGGGGACAGGUCGCGAUGUACUGAGAGGCAAACAUGCCUCAGAUGCAAGAGAAACUUCCCACGUUAAAAUAAAUAUCGCGAUUUUUUUUUUAAAAAAAACAUCAAAAACCCAUGGCAGCCCCGUGCUGAAAAAAAUAGGGGAGAUUUGAGUCCACAAGGCACUUAAGGGCCAUAAAUAGUAACGAGCACUUUAAAAUCCCUCAGAAUCGUGCUGCUGCCGCUGCUGGCAACAGCAUAAAUGAGCAUCAGCAAGCAUGACAAAUAAGGCGCUCUGGCCUUUCCAGUUUUUUAUUAGGAGGAGGAGAGACUGUCAAACACAAUUUUUAAUCGCGUUUGUCAGCCACUGACUUUGCUGCUGGGCAGGGUGUAGGUUUUGCUGGUGGUGAUUAUUUUUUCUCCACUCCUUGUUAAAUGAUGGGAAGCGGGGCUGGGGGGGAGGGGGAACGGGAGAGUGGGAAACACGCCCCCAAAUGUGUAGCUCAGGCUGAUAGCUAGGGGAGGGGUUACCAUGCUGGAGUAGGUGUUAGCAGAGAAAAGCCGCCAGCUGUUAAACUCAUGCUUCAGGCUUUAAAAUUCAGAGUUAUUCCAAGGUGUAGGCUCCAUUUUCCACUGAGCGAUUCCACUUGGUGCCUAAUUAAUAUCAAAAACAAAGUAAACAGCAUCCCUGAGCCAAACCUUUCAGCCGUGACCCCAGCCAGCACCGAACCUUCCGUGACCUGCAGCUGGGCUCUCUGUCCUGUCUCCACCAAGCUUAAUUUAAAGAGGAGUACAAUGGCCUGCCCAGAGUUUAAAAGGCUAGGAAAUUAAUGCUGCUUGGAGAGGCCAUGCAAAACGUCUGGACCGGGAUCAUGUGAACUGGCUGUGGCUCUGGGAUUGAGGAUUUUCUGCUAGGAAAGCAGCCCCCGCCAAGUUGGAGAUUCAGAGAGUCUCUGAUUUCGGGAGGUCAAACUCCUAACCACACGUCACUUAGCGGGGAUGAAAAAUUGAAUUUUGGUGCUCUGUUCCUAAUUAACUUUUUGUUCCAAGAGAUGCAGUCCCGUCCCUUCAAAAUAAAAUUAAUCUUUUAAACAGAUUGCUUAAAAAGCUUUGGAAGACGUUUAAAAUCCCCUCUAACUCUCUUACUAAUGAUUUGUAUCCUCUGAUACGAAUGGUAGUGCUUAUGAGGGAAAGAUUAUUAUAAAUGUACAAGACAGGGGCAGGAGCGGAACCCACGAUAGACCCGUGCCUCCCAAAUCAAACAAUGCUGCUAUUAAUGUACCCAGGUACAUAUAUGAACAGCCCUUCGUUUUUUUAAGUCAUGCUAGAGAGGGCGGGAUUACUUUCCCCCCUGCAAAGAUGUUUAAGCACCAGUUGAAGACAGUUCUGCUCCCUGAGAAGUACCCAGGUAUCUUCUUUGUAAAGUUUGGUGGCACACUUCUGACAGCCUAUGCACUGGGAAUAGGGUUUGUAUUUAAUGCACUAACUUACAGACACAUUGUACCAGUGCGUAGGGAGGGGGGGGUGUGUAUUCAUUCUCUAGUGUUGGAGUUCAAGUCACAAAAGCUCUUAGCAGUUUUGCACUUUGUUUUAAUUCUGACCACAGUUCUGUUCUCCGGUGAGAAAGCUGUCCAGUGCAUUGUUCGGUGUUUGUUAAAAGCUAGGCUGUCCGCGCAGUUACAAAAAUGAUUACGUUAACAAAUGCCAGAGCUGAUAGAUUGGACAUUUUUGUCCAGUUCUAAAACUGUUUGUGGGACACUGAGUCACAUUCAAAGCUGAUGCUUAGAUGGAGGCAUUACAAGUACUGCCAAAGACUCCAUGUACGGAUGGAUGUGUGGGUGGAAGGGUAUGGUACCCCAUCCAAAAUCUGCUAGCAUGGAUCAAUAAUCUUGGCCUUCAAAGACUUCGCUGUUCCCUUUCCGAUGGUUCAGUUGGAAUGAGUUGUCAACAACUAAUCAGAAUUUAAUUUCCAGCCUCAAGGCAAAGCCGUUCUGAGUGUAACAUCAAUUAUCUCAGCACCAGACUUAAAUGAGGGGAAAAUGGGCAAGCAAUGGUGAAUUGGCAAUGGGAGUUAUUUUCAGCUCCCAAAACUCUGCUGAUUAAAGGGGGUGGGAGAACAGCAAGUCCUUUUCUCAAGCAGCGACCAAUUCUGCCACAUUUAUCUUCACUUUGCCAUUACUGUAUCUCUAGAUCGUUUCUUUCUUAGCUUCGGAAUUCACCUUAAGUCACUGCCCGGCUUUUUCUAGUUGGUUCCAGUACUAGCACUUGCAAGGAGACUAUGCAAUGGAGAAACAACCAUUUUCCAUUUAUCCCACCCAUGGGCUGGGCCAGUUCUAUUAGGGAUACACCUGAUCAAAGAAGAACAUGUUUAAAGGCUUCGUUUACUCCCCCUCACUUUCAGGACCAGUUUCUACAUGCCCUUGGGAUACCAAAAUGCCUUUGCUCACCCUCCAGCGAUGGGGUGUAAAUUGCGUUUUAUCCCAAAUCUUGGGAGACAAAGGGAAACCAUCUAAUUAAUGAAUUCAAGGUGGGACAGACCCUCCAUGUUGCAAACUCUGAGCCGUUUUCAUGGGUUUUGUUUUUCAAAGUGGGAUGAUUCUGGUGGAUGUCUGCAUUUGUGUAUAUAGGGGGUGAAGUGCUCACCCAACAAACACUAGACUAAGGGAUCAACGCAGACUAUGCCCCACACCUGUUUCAUAGGUUUAAACGGCAAAAGACACUUGCUGUUGCUGCUUUUUACCUGAUCCCUCCCAUCCAAGGCCUGGCCUUAACCACAAAAUGUUGGGUUAUAACAUGGGUGCAAAGAGUCGAGUUAGCUGACCCGACGCUGACUGCGGUUGACAUAGGUUGUGAUCAGCGUGCUGUUAGCUAGUCAUGGGUUAAACCCUGGUUCCAGUUGGGUUUAAUCACAAGGAGCUGAGACAAUGCAUCUGGUCCAGGUGUCCACUUGGUCCCGCCUUUGCCCUUGUUAGACACACGGGCCUGAUUCUCGUUUACAAUAAGGCCCCUUUGAGCUGCCAGAGUGAUGUAAAGGGGCCUUUGUAUAACCGAGAUUCAUACCAAUGUGACUCUACGCCUGCCCUCCAACUGCUCUGAAUUUAAAGGGACAGCCCUGCAGACCUUUCUGUCUAGACCAUUCGGUGCUUAGUGAGCUAGUGCUUCUACUUAAUCAGGAUUUACAUCUGCACUGAAUUGCUUUCUAAUUUUGCUUGUCCCUCUGAUUUUACUCCCUCCCCCCCACAUGCACCCCUCAGUGUCCAUUGGCUGCUUGUGCCGCCUUUAUGGGCAGGGGGUGGGAGGGGAGGUUUAUUUUAUAACCUAAUGUGGUGAAAACAGCUUUUUUUGCACAAGUCGUUGCACAAUAAGGGGAAUACUUAGUAAAUUAGGUUUAACUUUAAAGGGAACAUGUUUUUUCCUUAAAACUCACUAGCGGAGCUACUGAUUAAAAAUGGACUGCAUGGUUUACAGAUUAAAAUGCAUUAGAAAUUAGCAUGUUGAUUUCAACUGUACAUUUAUCCUAUUGUAACUUCUAUUAAAUAAUACAUCGUAUAAAUCUG
Molecule: messenger RNA, 8681 nt
Organism: Trachemys scripta elegans
Lineage: Eukaryota; Metazoa; Chordata; Testudines; Emydidae
Gene: EXOC6B
Product: exocyst complex component 6B
Exons: 23
Coding region: 34-2364 (776 amino acids)
Biological process (GO): exocytosis; intracellular protein transport; Golgi to plasma membrane transport
Cellular component (GO): exocyst; membrane
Source: RefSeq, a predicted model, not a curated record